AUGGAUGGGAAUCCUCAGCAUCUACGCCAUGCUGAGACAGAUGCAACUGCGUUGGAGCGGCCGCCCCAACGAAUCUUCUAUGGAGAUGUUGGCACGGGUUCCCGCCGACAAGGAAGCCAAGUCCAUCGAUAUAAUGACACUCUGAAGACUUCUCUGCAGCAUCUGCAGAUCAAUCCGGCCAACUGGGAAGACCUCGCCCGAGACCGACCGGCCUGGAGCAGGACAGUGAAGACAGGCGCAGCGGUCUACGAAGCCAACCGCAUCGCCUCUGCGCAGUCCAAACGAGAACCUUGCAAAUCUCAGCUGCGUCCACCUGGCAACGUCAACGCUCGACCGCAUCACCUUCGCCACAGCCCAACACGAGACUCGUAAAUCCCACUUGCGCCCUUCUCUCGACGUCAACGUUAAACCAACCCCCGAUCUGCCCGCGCUGCCAGCAGGCGUUUGGGGCACCGGUCGGCCGUGUAGGACAUCUUCGUACUAACUGCAACAUGCGGAUUACACCAGUUGCUGUCUCCUCGUCUAGCUCUGCUUCAUCCUAUACAUCGAUAACUAACAUUAACCGCGCUCCCCAGCCCCCACCACUAUCCUCCUCCUCCUCCUCCUCCUCCUCCUCCUCCUCCUCCUCCUCCUCCUUCAUUGCCUCAACUUCCAGCCAACAUCGACCCCCCACCAACAACACCAGCGGUCUGGACUCAAUCCAUACCUGUCCUCAUUGCGACCGCACAUUCACCUCGCACAUCGGUCUGGUCGGUCAAUCGCGAAUCCGACGCACAGAGACUGGCAAACCAGCUUCUGGAACACCAACCUACAUUCGUCGCAUUCGCAUUCACUGUCCGCACAGCCCCGCACAUUCACUAACCGCAUGGAUCUAUUCGGUCGCAUGCGUAUCCGCGAGGGCGGAAUUGGCCGCAGUCUAG
Molecule: messenger RNA, 920 nt
Organism: Spirometra erinaceieuropaei
Lineage: Eukaryota; Metazoa; Platyhelminthes; Cestoda; Diphyllobothriidea; Diphyllobothriidae
Source: the annotation of a GenBank genome assembly